AGACCCCCUCUCGCUUCGCCCCUCCUCAUCCUCUCUCCUCUCUCCCCCGCCCCGUUCGUCUCCGGCGAGCUAGGGUUUGCCCCCCCGCCUUGCCACCCCACGGUUCCCGCCAUCCUUGGAUCUCCAGCCAUGUACGGCGGAGACGAGGUUUCGGCAAUCGUCAUAGAUGUGGGCUCUUACAGCUGCAAGGCGGGCUACGCAGGCGACGACACCCCCAAGGCCGUCUUCCCAUCGGUUGUUGGUUCAAUUGAACAAACUGAAGACACAGAUGACCCCAAGCCAGAGAAGGAAGCUGACUCUGCAUCAGAUUCUAAGAACGGUGCCAAGCCCAUGGAUGUGGACAAAGCCAAGACAAAACGCAGACUUUAUGUAGGCCAAGAGUUAGAGUUCAGGAGGGAUCACAUGGAGGUGAUUUCAUCUAUGAAAGAUGGAACGGUAACUGACUGGGAUAUUGUUGAUAAUAUAUGGAAUCAUGCUUUCAGACGGAGGUUGUUGAUCAAUCCUGAAGAGCAUCCUAUGCUCAUUGCUGAACCAUCUACAAACACUGCACAGCAAAGAGAGAAAGCAGCGGAACUUAUGUUUGAGAACUACAAAGUGCCAGCGCUGUUUCUAGCCAAAAAUGCAGUGCUCACAUCUUUUGCGUCUGGACGAGCUACAUCUUUGGUGGUUGACAGUGGUGGUGGGUCUACUGUGGUUUCUGCUGUACACGAUGGUUUUGUUUUACAGAAGUCUGUGUCGACUUCUCCAGUUGGCGGUGAAUUUUUAACUGACUGUAUGAUGAAAAGCUUGGAGAGCAAGGGCAUCGUCAUUAGGCCCAGAUAUUCAUUUAAGAAGAAGGAAAUCAGUCCUGGAGAAUAUAAGAUUGUAGAUCUUGAUCUUCCAAACACAACUGAGAGUUACAGGUUGUACUGCAUGAGAGCUAUUGCUAGUGACGUCAAGGAGUCUGUUUGCAGAGUUCCAGACACUGCUUUUGAUGAAGUGGCAUAUGCAAAUGUUCCUACAACUUCAUAUGAGCUUCCUGAUGGACAAACUAUUGAAGUUGGUGCUGAUAGAUUCAAGGUUCCUGAUAUUCUAUUUAAUCCAUCUCUAUCCCAGACUAUUCCUGGGAUUGAUGGAUUUGCAGAUUCAAUACCAGUCCGUGGCCUUCAACGAAUGGUCAUUGAUAGCGUAAAUAAGUGCGACGUUGACAUACGAAAAGAGCUAUUCAGUAACAUCUUGCUCUCUGGUGGGUCAUCAUCAAUUCUGCAGUUAAAGGAGCGCCUGGAGAAAGAAGUAUUGGAGGAGUCUCCUCAAGCUGCUCGUGUCAAGGUUAUGGCAAGCGGAAACUCAGUAGAGAGACGUUUCAGUGUUUGGAUUGGAGGGAGCAUUCUAGCAUCUCUUGGGUCGUUCCAGCAGAUGUGGUUCUCCAAAGCAGAGUAUGAAGAGCAUGGGGUUUCCUAUAUUCAGAGAAAGUGCCCUUGAAGCAGGGGAAGGAAUAUGUACAACCAAUAUUAUGCUUUACGAGCCUUAUUGUUGCCAAAGGGUUCCUUGUGUACAACAGCCUGGUGCCUUGCCAUGUUGGCCAAUGAAUACUCGAGACUCUUUUCAAGUGACGUUUGUUGUCUUCAUGGCUAGUUAAUUUUAGGUGAUGUAAGGUGAACGUAAGAACUAGGUCAACUAAAAUAUUUAUCAUUGACAGUAUGCUGAAUCUGUCUCCCCUUCUGUAGAAUGAGACGGGACCCCAUCUUGUUCUGUACCGGGGCUAAUUCUUUGCCAGCACACAAAGAGCCAAGACGAUUGUUGUAACUCGGGUU
Zea mays is the source of this 1793-nucleotide messenger RNA. RefSeq lists its product as uncharacterized. The transcript has 20 exons. Bases 130 to 1461 code for a protein of 443 amino acids. The record is from RefSeq and is marked validated. NCBI's taxonomy places the organism in Eukaryota, Viridiplantae, Streptophyta, Magnoliopsida, Poales, Poaceae.